Linum tenue is the source of this 468-nucleotide messenger RNA. The record is from the annotation of a GenBank genome assembly. Lineage: Eukaryota; Viridiplantae; Streptophyta; Magnoliopsida; Malpighiales; Linaceae.
AUGACCAAACCAGAGCUCUUAGCCAAAGCCUGCGACAGCACCCCGCUCACCAAGGACCUCUGCAGGUCGUUCCUCGCCUCGUUCCCCGAAUCCGAGGUGAAGGACAUCCACGCCCUCGCGAAGUUCGCGAUCAAGAUGACGUCCCUAAACGCGAGCAAGACCCACGACCUGAUCGAGACCAUGGAGCACAACCCGGCCACGGACGACGUGACCAAGCAGCGACUCAACGAUUGCGCCGAGAACUACCAGGACGUCAUCGAUCAGCUCGAGGACUCCAUGCCCGCGCUCGAUUCAAAGGUGUACGACGACGUGAUCACGUUCAUUACAGCCGCGGUGCAGGACGUGGAGUCGUGCGAGGAUGGGUUCAAGGAGCCUCCUGCGGUUAAGUCGCCAAUGACGCAGACCAAUGAAGUGUUCACCCAAUUGUGCAACAUUUGCCUAGCGAUCACCAACAUGUGCGGCAAAUAG